AUGGACGAACUACCACAGGAGAUCUUGGUAGACAUUCUUGACUGCCUUGAAGUUGAGGACUUGCUUUCCACUCAGCAAACAUGUACAUCUCUUUCCAAGUCUGCACGUGCAAACACACUCUGGCGAAAUAAAUGCUUUGAGAAGUCUCCCAGUGCAUUUAUGAGACGACAAAAGGAUAUCUGGAACUCUUGGGUCGCAGAAUCACGAAUCAUCCCGUUGAACAGCGAAGCUACCGCCUUGAGAGGAACCGACACCAAUGGGCAACUACCGACCCACGCAACCCGAAGAGCUCAAGCAACCAACAAAUGGGAUCUUUCGUCCCCAAAUGAAUACGUCGAUUGGUACUCGGAAUACAAAUCACGACAUGCACCGUUGAGCACGGAGUGGCUAACUAGUGGCCACGGUGCCCACGAGGAGAUAAGGGGUAUUUCAACUCUUGAUCAUUCUUCCAAGCUUGUUGGCCACCUCGAGGAUCACAGUCUGCGAAUCUGGGAUCUGAGCGAAGAAUCCAACGGAAGAAGAUGUUUUCGAGAGCUUGGGAGAAGUAGACCUGCCCUCCUGUCAACCUAUUCUGAAGAUCUAUCUGCGUCAUUCGUGGUUGACUCGGUCAGCUCGUUCACUGCACAGCAGAAAUCAUUUAUUGCGGUAGGCGAUGUCUUGAAUGAGGUGGAUCUUAACACCCUACAGGUCAUCUCACGCUCUAAAUAUGCAUGGCCGAUAACAGCGCUGUCACAAGGCAAUGAUCUGGAUCUUCCACUUACAGUUGGUACCCAGUGGAGUCUACAUAUUUUAGAUCCACGGGCGCCUGUCAAGCCACUUGACCAUGAACCAAACGACCAUAUUGAAGAGAUAUCAGCAACAGCCGGGGCCUCGACAGCUCUCUUACCCGAUCUGACGAAGAAUUCUGCCCUCUUACCCGCCGAGUUCGGCAUAACAACACCGUUUGCAGCUAAUCCCGGACCUCGCAUCUGGGCACCGGGCUCACCAAGUUGGAAGCCCUCGCACCGCCUCCAAAACCCGCACUGGAUGGCCUACGCACGUGUAGAACCAGGUCCGUUGUCAAUUCUCCACCACGGCGAACACGAGAUCCUGACAGGAGGCCGAUUCCCAACGAUCUUGUCCUUCGACCGCCGCUACUUCCCACGUCUGCAAUACGUCAUCCACUCAUCUGCAAGCCUCUCAGGACUAGCAUCCAUACCGCACCCACCCGCGGGCUCCUCCGCGGGCCUCUCAAACACCUCCACCCUCAUCGCGUGCGGCGAAUACCGAGGCCGUGGCUCUCUGGAACUCUACUCGCUCCCGCACACCAAAAGCAGCCCGAACACCAACGACGGCGACGGCGACGCCGAAGAGCUCUUCAGCUACAAAAACCGGCAGGACGCCGCGCGCUCCAAGCUCCUGUCUGUCGCCACGCACGGCACGAAAAUAGUGUACUCAGACAGUGAAGGCGGGCUGAAAUGGGUGGAGAGAGACGGCCGCAGCCUUGUGCGAAAAUGGAACAUCAACGACUUCGACCUGACGACGCCGGCAUCAAAUAUCGCCGCCAUCUCCGGGGAUCAAGUCGCGCGCAAGAUCAUUGCGCUGGCGACUCCAGACUCCGAGUUCGGGACGCGAGGCGACGGCGACUUAUUGAUCUGGACAGGCGAGCGGGUCGGCAUCGUGACGACCAAGACCCAGCGCGCGGAUCAUCUGGAGAUGGUGCAGGAGAUGGAGAGCGAGGGCUUGAACGGCGACGAGUUGCGACUCAAAGAGCAAGAGGAGGAGUAUUCCAAGGCCAUGAGGCAGGCGCUCGAGCGCCAGGCGGACGAGAGGAGGUGGAUGAGCCGCUUCCGCUUCAAGAGUGGUCGCUGGUGA
Molecule: messenger RNA, 1854 nt
Organism: Exophiala bonariae
Lineage: Eukaryota; Fungi; Ascomycota; Eurotiomycetes; Chaetothyriales; Herpotrichiellaceae
Exons: 1
Coding region: 1-1854 (617 amino acids)
Biological process (GO): protein polyubiquitination
Molecular function (GO): protein binding
Source: RefSeq, a predicted model, not a curated record